Molecule: messenger RNA, 2263 nt
Organism: Ilex paraguariensis (yerba mate)
Lineage: Eukaryota; Viridiplantae; Streptophyta; Magnoliopsida; Aquifoliales; Aquifoliaceae
Source: the annotation of a GenBank genome assembly
AUGCUCCUCCUAACCAAACAGACCCGAAUGGCAUCAGACUUCCCCCCUGUGAGCUCUCUUGACCGAGCGGUGCCGAUUGCCAGGCUAAUCAGUAGUAUGGAGAGAGUAGAGGGCGAAGCCGCAGGGGUAGAAGAAGAACCCAAAAUGACGUCGUUGUUCCCCGUCUUUCACACCGGCGACCAAUCUUCCGAUCCAACCACUACCUCCAACAAUGGCGUCCCUAGGUGGCUACGCAACCCCAGCUUCACCACCGACCUUUCGCUCAUAAACGACGCCGUUUCCUCCCACUACCAUGAUCCACCGCAGUUCGAAUACGAAGACGACAAAGAAGACCCUCCCGUUAUCGAACAACGAAGGUCUUCCUACGAAUUAGUGGACUCGUCUGCAUCCGAUCGACCCUCCGCCUCCGCCUCCGACGACGAUGGAGAAAGGGAUCGAAAAAAGAAGCGGAAAAAAGACAAGCGGAAACGACGUCGUGAAGCGGCUACUCAGUAUGAGUAUGCUCUUUCUUCUUCUAGAAAACCCGGUGUUACGUCUUGGGCUUCUUCGUCUUCGUCUUCUACUACUACCACCAAGGACUACUACUUUGACUCUAAUGGAGACCGUGACAAUGCAGCCUUUGGACGCCUUUACAGAAUGGAUGUUGCUCGGUACAAACUUUACAGUUCUGGGGAAAUAUCCAAGCUUUUUCAUUAUAGAAAACAUUAUGCGUGGAAACAUAAUAGUAGGGUUUUUGAUGGGGAGAGUGAUGUUGAUGGCGUGGAUGGUAAACUGAAAUCCGGGGGUCGUUAUUGGUCAGCAAAGUACGCCGCAUUGGAGCGCCAUAAAAACUUGAAGCGAAUAAGAAUAAUUGGACCUGAAAAACCUAGAGUAAGGGCAGGUGACCCGGAAUUCAUUCCUGUGUCGGGUGUGGAUGAUGAGGGUUCAUUUUCAGGAGCUGCAGUAGUUGAGGAGUCUUGGGAAGAUGAGUUGUUAAGGAAAACAAGGGAAUUCAACAAGAUGACUAGAGAUCGGCCCCACGAUCUGAAACUUUGGUUAGAUUUUGCUGAGUUGCAAGACAAGGUUGCUAGUAUGCAGUCACAGAAAGGUGCUCGUUUGCAGACUCUUGAAAAGAAGAUUAGCAUACUGGAGAAGGCGACUGAGCUCAACCCGGAUAGUGAAGAACUGUUACUUGCUCUUAUGAACUCUUAUCAGAGCAGAGACAGCUCCGACAUCUUGAUUGGUAGAUGGGAGAAGGUACUUCUGCAGAAUUCGGGGAGUUUCAAGUUGUGGAGACAAUUUCUGCUUGUUGUUCAGGGGGAAUUCUCCAGAUUCAAGGUUUCUGAGAUGAGGAAAAUGUAUGCCACUGCAAUCAGAGCUUUAUCUGCUGCAUGCAUCAAGCAGUAUAGGCAGGUUCUCAAUUUGGCAUAUUUAUAUUUGCCUUCAUGUACUAGUACUGAAAUCCAUUAUUUGAAUAUAAACUUCUUUGAGUUCUAUCGUUGUUCAGUAAAAAUAGUUGUUUUGCUUUGUUCUGAGGCUCAUGGUGGGUAAUAGGUUUUUUUUUUUUUCUCUCAACUUCCAUCUUUUGUCACCUUUAUACUGAAAAAAGCACAUAUGAGCAGACAAAUUUCAUGAUCUUGUUAUGUCUGUUUCUAUUCAUUUCUGCAAUUUCAUACUUGAUAGAACAGCAUGUACAUUUCAGUAAUAAAUUAUUCUGGAAGAAUAAAUUUAGUACAUUAAAUGGUUAUGACUGAACAUAUGAGAUGCUGAUUAGUGGUAGAAUUUUUUACAGUUUAUGUUGCUCUUUGUAGUUAUUUAAUGUAUGAGGGGAAGAAAAAGAUACUCGUAGUAAGAUCAAUCAUAUUUAAGCAUUUUUUCCCUUUAUCCCAAUUGUGCAAGUGACUUCUAAGAGCAAGUGUAGCCUUUUAUGUAGCACUAUUCUACUAGUACUAACGAUAAAAUGUUCCAAGCCUUUUGUUGAUACGCUUCUGGCUUUUCUUUUGAGAUCCACUUCGGGAAUAGAAUCCAACUCCUUUCCGGGUAUAGCUCAAGCGGUUCAUAGGAUCAAUCCUUUAUGUUCAGUGUAGCUAGUUAUGGAGGGGGAAGUUUGAUUGAUAUCGGAAUGUGCUUGGAAGGUCGAAGAGAGAAGGUCACUUAGGGAAAUCAAAGCUCAGUUUUAGGACUCUCGUUUGAUCGAAGGAGAAUUUUGAUUUGCUCAGCCACCAAGCUGGCGAUGUGCUUAUCUUGUGUGACAACACUACAGAGAAAGCGACACUUAUGGGGU